Messenger RNA from Rhinocladiella mackenziei CBS 650.93, 2616 nucleotides. RefSeq lists its product as uncharacterized. Gene Ontology annotation, biological process: protein phosphorylation. Gene Ontology annotation, molecular function: protein kinase activity; ATP binding. The transcript is spliced from 6 exons. NCBI's taxonomy places the organism in Eukaryota, Fungi, Ascomycota, Eurotiomycetes, Chaetothyriales, Herpotrichiellaceae. The record is from RefSeq and is a predicted model, not a curated record. The coding region runs from base 1 to 2616 and encodes 871 amino acids.
AUGGGUUCCAAUCAAGCCCAACCUACUCAUAAGGCUGAGAUUCAAGAUUUUAUUCGAUGGAUCGACGACAACUCUAUUCAAGGACUGACCUCAGACAGCUCAUCGGCACCGUUCAUGCCGCAGAAAAGGCUGACUGAAUACAUUCGUCAGGGUACUCGCUUGCGCAACCUCCUCAAGGAAUUAUUUUCCCCGACCGACCCUCCUGUCCAUGUAGAACCUGAUGCUAUCCUAAAGAAUUGCACUGCCGUUCUCGCCAUACUUGUCAGAAUCGAAUACGGCCGAUACAUCGAGGAAUUUGUGCGCCAUCGAGAAUUGUUCGAUAACCACCUUCCCUUUCUUACGAUGCCGGCCAAUUUCCCUCGCUCAAACAAUGAAGGCGUAUUUUUCAAGAAAUUUGACGAAGAGCAGUGGCGGUUUUGUGCUCACAUUUUCUCCAGAGCCCGUAUCGAUGACCAAAUAUCUGCCUCCUAUAUCCUUCCAAUCACAAGCAAGGAAAAAAUUGCCGAGGGGGGAACCGCCAAUGUGUUUAGAAUACAAAUCCAUCCCGAUUACGAUGAGUUGGAUCCGCCCACUGGCGAUUCGGACGAAUCUCAUGUUCGUAAGCAUAAUAACACAUAUGUUUUGAAAACUUUCCACUCUCGAAAGUAUCCUGCCAAAUGUUUGUAUAAGUCUGAAACAGCCGCCUUUGCCUACUUGAAGCGGUCAUGUGCUCUGGGCAACAACUUUAUCGGAUUCCACGGGAGUUUUGUCUACAAUGACACGUACAAUAUUCUCCUCGAAUACGCCGACAUUGGAUCACUUGAAGACUAUUUCACCACCAUUUCUCCACCCUCCACCGGUGAAGAUAUCCUCAAGCUUUGGACGUCUGUGUUCGGACUUCUCACGGCUGUAGAAAACCUUCACACGAUCGAAGCUGAGGGGAACUGGGAGGAACCAGUAUGGCACCAGGACAUUAAGCCUGAUAACAUCCUGGUAUGCAGUGGACCAUCAGGUUCCCCGUAUGAUUUCAAGUUCAAGCUCGGUGACUUGGGCCUCGCUCAUUUCCGGAAGGAGAAGUUCCGACAUGAGAAUGCUCGAAAGCUUGGGCGAGGACAGCUGCAAUCUAUAUUGGACAAGGACUCUGGUGGCACCAAGAUAUACGGUGCACCAGAGUGCUAUCAAGGUGACGAUUCGCACUACUCGCCGAAGCGCGCCAUCGGCCAGUCAGUUGACAUCUGGUCACUUGGUUGUGUGUUCAGCGAAGUUGCCCAAUGGAUAGCACAAGGGAAAGAAGGACUUGACAAGUAUAGGCAGCGUCGCAUGAUUGCAACCCGAAAAGUCCCAGGCCACCAAGACAUUGGCUGCUUCCAUGACAGGGAUCAUGUUUUGGAAUGUGUUAAUGAUACACACGAAAGCCUCUUCGAGCAUGUCAGAGUGUCUGAUGUCAUGAUGAAGCCUGUCAUCAAGAAAAUGGUCGAAGAAAUGCUAUACGAAAAAGAAGCACGACCAAAUGCGACGCAGUUACUGUGCAAAGGAAGAAAAAUUAUUGAAAAAGCCAGGCGCGAUCUCAACGAACAACGGUAUAACGAGUCAUUGUCGCAGAGCCCAAUGAAGCGCCCCACCAGUGCAAAAGGGGAUGAAGUGAUCUCGAUGCAAGACUUUCAAGAUAGACAAGGCUCUAAAGGAAAGAUGCGGCGCCGCCGCCGCCGCCGCAGCAGCAAUUCGAACCAAGGAUCCAAAAUGCACUCGCCUCAUGAUGAAGCUUCCUUCUCGCACCCAGUUAGCGUACAGAACCCGGAUGAACUUCCCAGCCAAGAUCAAUCCACACAUCUUUCUCCAUCUCCAUUGUCUCCCCCAUCUCGACCGCCGAAGAACUCAAAGGAACAAGCCCUCCCUCACAUGCCGACUGAUCAAGCACUGUUUCAAAUCAUCUCAGCAAAACAUGGCCAUGAAAAUAUCUCAAAGGAGUGUGGGAGACUUCUAGACACUCUUGGCAAGAGGGAUCAUGUCUUUUUGAUCGAUGACGCAGCUUCGAUGAAGUCACAUUGGGAGGAUGUUAAAAUGAUUGCUACGAUAUUAGGCUACUUCCUAAAAAAAUAUGAUGACGACGGCAUGGACAUUUAUUUCUCAUCAUCCAUAAAAAGGUUCAAGGCCAAAACAACUACGCAAUUGUUGAAUUGCUUGUCGGGCUAUGAACUACAAAACUCGUCAAAUGUUGGCUCAAAACUGGGAGAAAUUGUGACCGAAUACAUUGACACGAUCGAAAAGUAUCACUCCCACAAACUCUACACCCUUACCAGAUCCCGACCAAAACCGCUCAACAUUUACGUCCUGACUGACGGUAUAUGGCAACCUGGAUCUGAAGCAGAAACUCCGAUCAGGCGGUUGGCCUCGACAUUGAGUCAGCUCAAUCGAAAGCAAGGGCAUGUAGGAAUCCAGUUUAUCUUCUUUGGCGAAGACAAGGAGGCCGAAGAGAGAUUGAAACGCUACGAUUCUGGACUGGGCCUGGGGCAGAACGAAGACAUUGUCGACAUGGAACCCGCCAGAGGUAACGUGUUGAAAAUGCUCGUCGGCGCCGUCAAUAAGAUGUUCGACGAUGACUUUGGCAUGUCUCAAUCCUCCCUAUCGUCAACUUGA